CCUCACUUCAAACGGAAGUAGCAAACCAUGCUACUUCCGCUAGUUACCUCAUAGCUCUUUGACUGUAGCAGAGCUCAGAUCAUCGCUGUUCUGGUCAAGAAGGCCAAAUAGCGUCAAGAGUCAUGUUGCGAUUGCCAAACGUCGGCCGGGCUCUAGCCGGAGCUGCCAAGAGCAGCCUGGCUCCCUCCAACACUGUGCGUACUCCAGUGCGUGCUGCCAGCACCAUGGUGGAAGUGUUUGUGGACGGGAAACCAAUGGAGGUGGAGCCUGGAACUACUGUACUGCAGGCCUGUGAGAAGGCAGGAAUCCAGAUCCCCAGGUUCUGUUACCACGAGCGCCUCUCAGUAGCGGGAAACUGUCGUAUGUGUCUGGUGGAGAUUGAGAAAGCCCCAAAGCCGGUAGCAGCCUGUGCCAUGCCCGUCAUGAAGGGCUGGAACAUCCUCACCAACUCAGAGAAGACACGCAAAGCCAGAGAGGGAGUGAUGGAGUUCCUGUUGGCCAACCACCCACUGGACUGUCCCAUCUGUGAUCAGGGAGGAGAGUGUGACCUACAGGAUCAGUCCAUGCAGUUUGGUUCAGACCGCAGUCGUUUCACAGAAGGGAAGAGAGCGGUGGAGGAUAAGAACAUCGGGCCGCUCAUCAAAACCAUCAUGACCCGCUGCAUCCAGUGCACACGCUGCGUCCGUUUUGCCAGUGAGAUCGCAGGCGUUGAAGACCUGGGAACAACCGGAAGAGGAAACAACCUGCAGAUCGGGACGUACGUGGAGAAGAUGUUCAUGUCAGAGCUGUCGGGCAACGUCAUCGACGUCUGUCCCGUCGGAGCGCUCACCUCCAAACCCUACGCUUUCACCGCACGACCGUGGGAGACCAGGAAAACAGAGUCGAUUGACGUGCUGGACGCCGUGGGCAGCAACAUCAUAGUGAGCACGAGAGGAGGGGAGGUGAUGAGGGUGAUGCCCAGGCUGAACGAAGACGUCAACGAAGAAUGGAUCUCUGACAAGACCAGGUUUGCAUAUGAUGGUCUGAAGAGGCAGAGGUUGACCCAACCAAUGGUGAAGGAUGAUUCAGGUCAGCUGACCCCGACCACCUGGGAGGACGCUCUCACUCGCGUCGCUGGAGCACUGCAGAGUGUGCAGGGCAGCGAGGUAGCAGCCAUCGCAGGAGGGAUGGCCGACGCUGAAGCUCUGGUGUCCCUCAAAGACCUCCUCAACAGACUCAACUCAGAGAACCUCUGCACUGAGGAGGUCUUUCCCAUGUCGGGAGCAGGCACCGACCUGCGCUCCAACUACCUGUUGAACUCCCGCAUCGCCGGCAUCGAGGACUGCGACCUGCUGCUGCUCGUAGGAACCAACCCGCGCUACGAAGCCCCGCUGUUCAACGCCCGAAUCCGCAAGAGUUGGCUCCACAAUGAGCUGCGUGUCGCCGUGGUGGGUCACAAUGUUGAUCUGAGUUUCUCCUACGAUCACCUGGGAGAGGAGACGUCCGUACUGAAGGAGCUGGCUGACGGCACGCACCCCUUCUGCCAGGUCCUCUCGACUGCUAAGCGUCCGGUAGUGAUCGUGGGCAGCAGCGCUCUGCAGAGAGAAGACGGAGCCGCGAUUUUGAGCACCGUCUCCACCAUCGCACAGAACGCCAGAACCAGCAGCGGAGUGGAAGAGGGGUGGAAAGUCCUCAACGUCCUGCACAGAGUGGCCGGUCAGGUGGCUGCGUUGGACCUGGGCUACAAGGCUGGCGUGGACGCCAUCAGGGCAAAUCCACCCAAAGUGCUGUUCCUGCUGGGAGCUGACGCCGGCUGCAUCACCAGAGCCGACCUUCCUAAAGACAGCCUCGUCAUCUACCAGGGUCACCAUGGCGACGUAGGAGCACCGAUGGCAGACAUCAUCCUACCCGGUGCUGCGUACACGGAGAAAAACGCAACCUACGUGAACACCGAGGGAAGGAGCCAGCACACACGGGUGGCGGUCACCGCUCCUGGGUUGGCCAGAGAGGACUGGAAGAUCCUCAGGGCCGUAUCUGAGCUUGCCGGUGUGGCGCUGCCCUACGACUCUCUGGAGGAGGUCCGGUCCAGACUAGCCGAGGUGUCUCCUAAUCUAGUCCGUUACGACGACGUAGAGGAGGCAAACUACUUCAAGCAGGCUAAUGAACUCGCCCAGGCUGUGAACCAGGACCUCGUAGCAGGUCCUCUGGUGCCGCCUCAGCUAACAGCAAAGGACUUCUACAUGACAGACUCUAUCAGCAGGGCGUCCCAGACGAUGGCCAAAUGCGUCAAAGCCGUGACGGAAGGAGCCGCCGCCGUCGACGAGCCGUCAGUUUGCUGAACACCCGCCCCGCAUCGGUACAUCUCCUCUGCUGAAACAACGCACACCUCUCCGAACAAAACUCGGUGUCGCUCCGUAAUUUAAAGUUGUCCUUAAAUGCUUGUACUAUACAGUUAGAUCGUUUUCACUCCUGUGAACAGGCUUUGUUGAAUAAAGCGUAUAAAGAAAUAUGAAAUAUGAAUAAAAUCUUACAAAUGUCCA
Sebastes umbrosus (honeycomb rockfish) is the source of this 2519-nucleotide messenger RNA. RefSeq names its product NADH-ubiquinone oxidoreductase 75 kDa subunit, mitochondrial-like. Gene Ontology annotation, cellular component: membrane. The transcript has 19 exons. Lineage: Eukaryota; Metazoa; Chordata; Actinopteri; Perciformes; Sebastidae. Gene Ontology annotation, biological process: ATP synthesis coupled electron transport. Bases 123 to 2318 code for a protein of 731 amino acids. Gene Ontology annotation, molecular function: NADH dehydrogenase (ubiquinone) activity; iron-sulfur cluster binding. The record is from RefSeq and is a predicted model, not a curated record.